Cricetulus griseus (Chinese hamster) is the source of this 696-nucleotide messenger RNA. NCBI's taxonomy places the organism in Eukaryota, Metazoa, Chordata, Mammalia, Rodentia, Cricetidae. The record is from RefSeq and is a predicted model, not a curated record.
AUGGUGGGCUGUAGGUUUUAUGUGAAAGACAUUGGCCGAAAGCCGGAGGUGGCUCGGCUGUAUGGGGACACAGCAAAUGCCAAGGGGACCAUUCGGGAAAUCGUCCUGCCCAAGGGCCUGGACCUUGACCGACCCAAGCGGACCCGCACCUCCUUCACAGCAGAGCAGCUGUACCGCCUGGAGAUGGAGUUCCAGCGCUGCCAGUACGUGGUGGGCAGAGAGCGCACAGAGCUGGCCCGUCAGCUGAACCUCUCUGAGACCCAGGUGAAGGUCUGGUUCCAGAAUCGCCGGACUAAGCAGAAGAAGGACCAGAGCAGAGACCUGGAGAAGCGGGCAUCCUCCUCUGCCUCCGAGGCCUUUGCCACCUCCAGCGUUCUGCGGCUUCUGGAACAGGGCCGGCUGCUCUCCGUGCCCAGGGCCCCCAGCCUCCUGGCACUGUCCCCUGGCCUUCCAGGCCUUCCUGCCAGCCACAGGGCCACUUCCUUGGGUGACCCCAGGAACUCCUCCCCAAGCCUCAAUCCAGUACCCUCGGCCUCAGCAUCGUCCCCCCUGCCAGCCAUCUGCUUCUCCACAGCUCCGCUCCUGGACUUGCCUGCCAGCUACAAACUGGGGUCCUCGGCGUUUGAGCCAUACAUAAGGCUAGAACAACAGAAAGUAGGCAGCCCUGGCCAAAGUGGCAAGAAAGCUGACACUUAA